Chroicocephalus ridibundus (black-headed gull) is the source of this 3674-nucleotide messenger RNA. RefSeq names its product cysteinyl leukotriene receptor 2 (gene CYSLTR2). Gene Ontology annotation, cellular component: plasma membrane. Gene Ontology annotation, molecular function: G protein-coupled receptor activity. NCBI's taxonomy places the organism in Eukaryota, Metazoa, Chordata, Aves, Charadriiformes, Laridae. The transcript has 2 exons. The record is from RefSeq and is a predicted model, not a curated record. Gene Ontology annotation, biological process: G protein-coupled receptor signaling pathway. The coding region runs from base 486 to 1418 and encodes 310 amino acids.
CAGCGCGUGCCCUCUCCAUAAUUCCAAGAACUACAUCUCUAACAAUCCAUGUGAAGCUUAUACAGAGAUCUCUAAUAUUUUGAGCAACUCCGAUUAUUGAAAGAACAUAUGUAGGAGCGUGGACCCAAAUACAAAAAUCCAGAAAGCUUCCCAGCAUACCACGUAGCUGCAGAGCCUCUUUCAUUGGGUGAAAAUUAUGAAAGAUUGCCAUGUGAUUGCUAGCACCACUCCUUGAGCUGAGAACAUUUCUCUUUUAAGAAGAUGUAAGGUCUUUUAAUCAGGACUUACCUCCCUUUCCUACUACUCAGUGCUUUUCUGUGGCUUCUGCAUAAAUAGCACUUGGGUUUUCCAUCAAGUUUUUCUGUUUUUCAUUUCUACUAACAAACAAAACUGAAAGUUGUGAGCAACAGCAAGAAGAAGAAGGAAAUACUGAACACACCAGCAGGCACACGAGCUGAGAAAGACGGAGAGCCUGGCUCCAGACUAUGAACAUUUCCGAGAUGGCGCCAGGUGCCAACUUCACUAACAGCUCCUUCAAAUGUUCGAUUGACAGCUUCAAGCAAGCCAUUUAUCCCAUUGUGUAUCUCUCUGUCUUCUUCCUGGGUGCUGUUGGAAAUGGCCUCUCCAUUUAUGUUUUCUUCCAGCCUUCGCAGAGGAAGACCUCAGUAAACAUUUACAUGCAGAACUUGGCUGUUUCGGAUCUCAUGUUUGUGAGCACUUUGCCCUUUCGGGCCACCUAUUUCCUGCUGGGGUCACAUUGGGUUUUUGGUGAUAUCGUCUGCAGGAUCAUGACUUACACCUUGUACGUGAACAUGUACUGCAGCAUUUAUUUUCUCACCGUGCUCAGCGUGGUUCGUUUCAUAGCCAUCGUCUACCCAUUCAGGAGCUGGAAAGUAACCAACAUGAGGUAUGCCAAGAUAAUAUGCGCGGCCAUAUGGGUCUUCGUGCUGGCAGCCUCCAGCCCUCUGUUAUGCAAGGAUAUCGCUGGGUACAGAGACACAGACAAGUGCUUGGAUCUCGACCCCUCCAACGCGCACAGGCUCCUGAUGAUGAACAGCUUUGUCCUCGUCGUGGGCUUCAUUCUGCCGUUUUGCACAAUUAUUGUCUGCUACGUCUUUGCAAUCAAAGCGUUGCUCAAGUCCAGGACUCCGCAGCACAAGAAGGCGGUCUGUCACAAGAAGGCGCUGUCAACCAUCAUCAUCACUCUCAUCCUCUUCCUCCUCUGUUUCCUGCCGUAUCACGUACUGCGAACUGUCCACCUGAUGCACAGCAGCUGCAGCCAGGCCAACCUGCCCGUGCACAAGGCGCUGGUGGUCACUCUCUGCCUUGCUGCCAUGAACAGCUGCCUCGAUCCCGUCCUCUAUUACUUCGCUGCUGAAAAUUUCAAAGCCAGAAUCAGAAGUUUGUACCGCAGGUAGCUGAGGCAGAACUGCAAAAUGAUAUAUAUAUGGUGGCAACGGGACAUCUAGACUGGGUUCCUACUGUUCAACGGCAGAGGCUGUGUGGUCUAAGCCAGCCUGCAGCCAUGCCGCUCAGUGCCAGGAAUCUCUAGAGCAAAAGUGUCUUGGAAAGAGGUUGUUGGGGAUGGCCAAAACUGAGGCAGGAUGAUCAGAGAUCAGGUGCCUGGGUGCCGUCUUUGGUCCUCUUCUAUUUAGCAGUGUAGAUAUACCACUAGUGUUCAUCCUCCCCAGGACAAGGGAUUGAAAGGGAUCUACCUUGCUAUUAGAGUCCAUUUAUUUCACUUCACAAUACUCAACGAGCGGCUUGAAGGGAAACUGCUCCCCUGACCACCUCACUGUCUGUGGCUGAACCUCUCUGUGCCCCAUUUCCCUGUGUGUGCAGAGGCGUGUGGUUCAGACGCUGUGAUACCCAACAGCUUCAUAGCACCCCGUCAGCUCCCUUUGCAAACACUGGCCAAAGGUCUGCACGUAACAGAAAUGUAAAGCAUCACUGAUACUUUCUGCUGAGGCUGACUUACAAAGCGGACAGAGAGCCAAACAGGACCCGGCACCGGCUCAGGCUGCUCAGAAGACAUUAACAACAUUUCUAAAUUUUCCACUCUGAGGCAGCCACUGAGGUAUUUUUGCUUAACGUUUCACUGAUUGUCAAAUGAGAUAAUGAUUUCAAGUAAGCGGCGUCGGCAUGGAGGGCUAUGAGUAAGAUGACUGCUGGCAGCGAGGGCAGGAUGCGGGACCACGUAGCAUCCUGCAGCUCUUUGCGUGCGCGCCGACUCCUUCGAGGUCAUUGCAGCACUUGUUUUUACGCUCAGUUCUGAAAGCCAAGGUUAGGCAGCUCAGUUCCCAUGCAGGGAUCAAAAGACAAACUUUUAAAAUUAUUUUCUCCAAAUGGGGAGCUCGGGAGCUGUUUCCUCGGCGCAGGUAAACCAGUCUGACAGCAACCUGCUGCCAAAGGCAUCCCUAAUCCCUCACCUCCUGCCUGCUCCGAGGAGGAAACUGGUCCCUUUUUUUCAUAGGAUUAACUUCCAGUUGUUUUGAACUCCCUGCCAUCAAACGCGGGGAAGCACUAAGCCAGGAACAGGAGGAAAGACGGGCAGCAGAGGAGGAGGAGGGCUGUUUUAGAAAGCAACGGGGAGCUACACCUAUGUGUUCUUUGGAAAACCUCACCAAAUGGCUGCCUACAUUUUUAAGUCCCUGAAUAUUUUCCAAAAUAUAUUUCCUAGAAAUCAGACCUCUUGCAGUUAAGUGAAAACAGGCUCCAAAUUCAGUUUGACCACAUUGAGAUUUAGUUUUUAAUUACCUCAUUUUUGAAUUAAAAGAAGACAAGAAGUUUUGUCAUGUUUUGCAGGAAAACAGCCCGUCUCGCAUGAAAACAAGCAAAAAUGCUGAAAGCCUUCCCUCCCUGUGAAAUCCACCCCAAAGGAAGGUUUCUGUCAGUGAGAUGCUUCCUCAAUGCUCUGAACUUUUUUUGGAGAAAGCACUCUAUAAAUUGAACGUUAUUGCUCCCAAACAAAAAUAACUGCAGCUAGCUAUUUUCAGCUCUGUCUGAAAUAUGCAGAAAACAAAUCAUUGCUGGUCAGGUGGAAACGUACUUGGUAAAUCACUGGGAAAGUCACUUUUUUCUUGGCUAUCUAGGGGUUAUGUUCAAUUGCAGAGCCUUUCUAUUUCAGUCACUUUAUGCUGCCUUUGACACAAGCACAGAGUUUUAUCAUAAGUCUUCGCUAAAGUUCAUGCUCCAAAUCCUUAUUUCAGUAACUCAGCGGCAUACCUGAGAGCUGACCUAAGGAUGCCACGUGAACUCCUGCAGUGCUUGGUCCCAUGUUAUUGAAGGAAAAGGGAAUGUUAGCACUGGUUCGCAAUGGAAUGGGAUCGAGAUGCUAGCCUGUGCAGAGGGAUAGUGGACAAAUAAUUGGAACAAAGGGGGCAUACUCUUUUUCCACAGUAUUUCCCUUUCAGGAAUAGACCUCAGCAUGGACAAGUGACAAUCUUGGAGCCUCUGACGAGAUACCGUACACCUUAAAUGCUACAAGGGAAUGGGAAAAAAUUUGCCACACUCUAAUCUCACUAACAUGUUUUUGUCUGUAUCCAUUCAAAUGCACCCUAUUACCAGGUAAUUUUGCAUCUUGAUAAUAUAUGUAUCUCACUUAAGAGGUCACUUUUUUUUAUUUUUUAUUGACCGUGCUAUAACUUUGUUAGCAAUUGAAUUAACUGUCAAAC